Aspergillus sclerotioniger CBS 115572 is the source of this 1905-nucleotide messenger RNA. Its product is annotated as ATP-dependent RNA helicase SUV3. Gene Ontology annotation, molecular function: ATP binding; RNA helicase activity; hydrolase activity, acting on acid anhydrides. The transcript has a single exon. Gene Ontology annotation, biological process: mitochondrial RNA 3'-end processing; RNA catabolic process. Lineage: Eukaryota; Fungi; Ascomycota; Eurotiomycetes; Eurotiales; Aspergillaceae. The record is from RefSeq and is a predicted model, not a curated record. Gene Ontology annotation, cellular component: mitochondrial degradosome. The coding region runs from base 1 to 1905 and encodes 634 amino acids.
AUGCUGAACGCCUGCAAAAUGGACGAGAAUGGGAAGAGCGCUGGUUCGUUACGCCACGUCAAGAAUACGCUGCUUAGAUCAUACCUCCAAAACGGAUUGAGGGGCCUCGCAAGUGAAUUGGAAUUUCAUAUGUACGCGGAGGAUGUCACCUCAAAAUAUUCGGCUCCCAAUCUCGAAGCACAGAAGAAAAUGGCAGAUCUGCGACGGCCAGCAGAGUGGUACCCACAAGCACGCGCGGUUCAGCGAACCAUCCAUCUGCAUGUUGGGCCCACAAAUUCGGGAAAGACGUACCAUGCGCUGAAGCGGUUGGAAACGUCCGGUCGUGGAUUCUACGCCGGGCCGUUGCGGCUACUGGCACAGGAGGUCUUCAACCGGUUUCAGGCGAAUGGAACCUCCUGUAGUCUCAUCACCGGUGACGAAGUGAAGCUCGCGGAGGAUGGGAAGCCCUCCAAGAUCGUCAGCAAUACCGUUGAGAUGGUUAGCUUGGGAGACACUUACGAGGUGGGCGUCAUUGAUGAGAUCCAGAUGAUCGCGGACCCUCAUCGAGGGUGGGCUUGGACUCGUGCCGUGCUCGGGGCUCGUGCCACGGAACUUCAUCUCUGCGGUGAACUGAGGGCGGUUCCCUUGAUUAAAGAGCUGGCUGCUCUGACGGGUGACAAGCUCGAAAUCCACCGCUACGAGCGCCUGAACCCAUUGAAAGUUCAGAAUCGAAGUCUCAAGGGCGAUCUUAGGAAUCUCCAGAAGGGAGACUGUUUAGUGUCAUUCUCCCGUGUCGGUAUUCACGCUUUGAAAGCAGACAUCGAGAAGACCACUGGAAAGCGAGCGGCUAUUGUUUACGGAAGUCUGCCGGCCGAGAUCCGGACCCAACAAGCCAGGCUCUUCAACGACCCUGACAACGAUUACGAUUUUCUAGUUGCCAGUGACGCUAUUGGUAUGGGUCUGAACUUGAGCUGCAAGCGCGUCAUAUUCGAAACUCUGAUUAAGCGUGUCCCCGGCGGGCUCCAAAGACUGACCGUACCCGAGAUCAAGCAGAUUGGUGGACGGGCUGGUCGAUAUCGAUCUGCCAUGCAACAUGAAUCAGACGGCUCGGAAGACGAAAACGUUGGUUGGGUGACUUCUUUAGAAGAUAUCGAUCUCCUCUACAUCCGCGAGGCAAUGGAGACAGAACCCCCUCCGCUCGUGUCUGCCGGGAUCCUCCCUCCGGACUCGGUCUUCCAGAAGAUCUCAGCAUACUUCCCGCAAAAUGUUCCACUGGAAUAUCUAGUCAAGCGGUUGUCGGUGGUCUCGCAGGUUCACCCAUUGUUUUUCUUGUGCGAUCCACGGAAUCAGCUGGAGAACGCCGAGGUCAUUGAUACCGUAGACGGGUUGCGGAUGGCAGACCAGCUCACAUUCAUGGCAGCGCCUAUGCACACUAGGCUCAUCGCCGGCCGCGACGCUGCCGUUGCCUUUAUCCAAUGCGUCGCCGACCAUUCCGACGGUCGUCUGUUGGAUAUUGAGGCGCUCAAUCUCGAGAUUCUCGAAGAGCCUGUGUCCGGUAACAAGGAAUAUCUCAACGAGCUGGAAACAUUGCACAAGUCGGUCAUCUUGUAUCUGUGGCUCAGUUAUCGGUGUGGUGGAGUCUUUACGGAUCGGGCGUUGGCUUCCCAUGUCAAGCAGCUGGUUGAGGAGCGGAUGGUCAGGGCCUUGACCGAAUUCUCGGCCAACAAGAAACUCAGAAAGGACGCCUCUCUUCGACGCCAGAUUGCGCUGGCCAAGCAGAUGCGGGAGGAGAAAGAAUUACUUGCUGACGCCGAUGUUGACUCAUAUGGCACUGAGGACGAGACCGCUGCCGUCAAUCUUUCGACUGAGGAAAACCAAUUGGAGGAGCCAGUGGAAGAAGCAGCUCCCCAAGCACGCACUGUUUAG